Messenger RNA from Paramecium tetraurelia, 1197 nucleotides. RefSeq lists its product as uncharacterized. The record is from RefSeq and is a predicted model, not a curated record. Gene Ontology annotation, cellular component: nucleus; cytoplasm. Lineage: Eukaryota; Ciliophora; Oligohymenophorea; Peniculida; Parameciidae. Gene Ontology annotation, biological process: protein phosphorylation; mitotic DNA damage checkpoint signaling. The transcript has 3 exons. Gene Ontology annotation, molecular function: ATP binding; protein serine/threonine kinase activity.
AUGGCAACAAUUUUUAUCAACACAAAGUCUUAUAUAGUUAAGGAUGUCAUAGGUAAAGGAAGCUUUGGAACAGUUUAUAAGGCUUAGGAUUAAUCAAAUAAAAAAUUAGUUGCGAUCAAGAUGUAACAAUAUAUAUCAGAAAAUGAGCUUUAUCUAAUUAGAAAAUUAAUAGGUAAGGAGUUUAAAAAUCUUGUAAAUAUCUUUGAUUUCUAAAUUCAUCAAAAUUAGAUAUCUAUAGUUAUGGAAUUAGGUUUGAAUUCUUUAUAGAAUAAAAUAUAGCAAUCUAAAGUCUCUCCAAAAGAAGCUAGAUAUGUUAUGAAGCAAAUUGCGAAUGGAAUCCAUGAAUUACACUCUCUAGGUAUUGCUCAUAGAGAUUUGAAACCUGAAAACAUUCUUAUUUUUACACUAGAGGAUUAAGAUAAAACUCAAGAAGUUUAUAAGAUUUGUGAUUUCGGAACUACUAAAGACAUAUAAAAAAUGUAGACACCAUGCGUUGGAACACCAUAUUAUUUGGCUCCAGAAUAAUUGGCUCAAGAUUCUCAUUUUAAUUAGCAAGUCACUUAUAAUUAAAGUGUUGAUAUUUGGGCAUUUGGUGCUUUGAUGUAUGAAUUAUUUACAAACUCUCCACUCUUUAAUGGCAAAACCAUUCCAGAAAUACAUCACUAGAUUAAGACGCUUCAUAUAGAAUAAGAGAUUAGAAAACUUAACAAUUUAGAAGAUAAGUAUAAAGAGCUAUUAAUCAAAAUGUUAUAAAGAGAUCCUAAUAAAAGAAUAACAAUUGAAAAUAUUAAAAAAGAAUUAACCGAAAUUACAAGACAGAACUAGUAAUAAACUGUAAUUUAAAGAAGUAAUAUGCCUGUCAUUUUAAUUAAUUAAUCGGCAUUUUAAAGAGAAUCAAUAAGGUAUCCUAAUGGUUUUCGAAAUCAACCCAGCAUUAAUCAGUCCUAAUCUCGAUUUCCAAAUAGUAAACAGAUUGAAUUCUAAAAAAUUACAUAGCCAGGAAUCUUGUAGAACCCAUUUUAAUAGAAUAAUCGCCAGAUUAAUUUAAAUCAGAGUAUCCAAUAAUAAACCCUUAUUAAAAAUGAUGACUAUGUAAGAGGUAGAGAUUAGUAAAGAUCAAUAAGACAAAUGUAUUUUUCCCCACAACUUAAGUGAUUUAUAUUGUUCAAAUGACAUAAAUUAUUUCUUUCUCUCCAA